CUCUCUCUCUCUCUCUCUCUCUUUCCUUCCUUCCUUCCUCUUUCCUCCUCCGUUCUUGCCCUUCGUGUUUCAACAUCUCCCUCUUCCCCAAACUUUUCCCACCUCCACAUUCCCGCAGCAACAAAUAGAUUAGUAGCUGGGUCUUCUCUUCUAAAGCUCGAUUUUCGAUCCUCCCUCUCUCUACUCUCUACUCUUAUCCACAGCGUUUGUACUGUACUGUCCUUUUCUGUGUCCCUGCACUGACUCAAGCGCCUGCAGAGACACCACCGUCCGCAGCAGCAGGAUUUGUCCUUGCCCGCCAUUCUAGUGGCUCAGCGCUGCCCGGCUCCGUGUCUGUGUCUGUGUACAAUAUUGCACCUUCUUUUGCGAGUCAACCAAUCCCUGUCUAGUUGCUUGCACAGGAGACAGAGUAGCCAGCUCCGAGGAGACGGAAGAAAGUAGAGGCAAACAUCGAAUUCGAAAUAUCAAAACUAGGUAAAAACAGCAACAAAACAUUGAGAUAUACAGCCACGAACACUACCGCACGCAUCUGCAUCAACUGUGGCCAAUUCGCAGAUUUCAGUACUGGGUCUGAUCAGCCGUACCGACACAUACUAAUCCCCGACUCCAUCUCAAUCCGUGUACCAGCCGUGGUUCAAGGUCGUGUAGAACCAGUGUUAACUACAAAGAUCAGCGAUUGAGCAUUUCCGCAGUCAAGUUGCUAGCUUCGAAAUUGCUUUCAACGGGUGCAAUCCAGUGCGUGGUUUCUUAGCUCCACUCGUCCAUUCUCUCUCUCUCCUCAUUCCGAGCGCUACGUUCCCAGACCCUGGCCAUUGGAUUCAGUCUCGCGGCAAUCGACCUACUUGAGUUUGCGCUACUCUGAUUCUCGCCCUGUUCUUUGGAGGAGUACCAUCAUCAGCAGCAGCAGUAGCAGCAUCAUCGUCGUUUUUAGAUCAAGCUCGUUCCACUUCUGAGGAAUCUUGAGUUUGGCGCUUCCCUGCCAGCCUUCGAACGACCCAAGCCAACUCAAGCAAGCCCCUGUCGGUCGGCCAGAACAAAUCCAAUCCGAACCAGGACAGGUCCUCUAUGUAUGGCGGAACCCCCCUGCGACUGUCCCGCUCAGCGCCACCACGAGGGCCCUUGUCGCUUGUUCAUCGCACGCCAGAUCUACCCACCCCCUUGUGCCUAGCCUGGUACCUACUAUUUGUUUCUCUCUUCGCCUCUUUUCAUUUCGCCUCAUCGGUCCCCUCCCCGUUUUGACACCCCAUUGCCAACCCUCACCUGAGUCCAUUGUCACAUCUCCCACCCUGGUCCCGUGUUGACCCAUUCCUGGCUUCCUUCAGUUCUUUUACUACUGGAACCUCAUUCUUUACCACCCCCUCCCCAGUUAUUCGUACUGCUGUUUUCCUUCGCCCAUCACAUACACCCCCAACCGGAUCUAGCCAGGUCAGAUGCAUCUACGGCCUUAAAACUGUCCCAAAUCAUCGUUAGUAAUUACCAGAUCCGCUAUGGAAGCGGCUGACUCUGGAGCCAGGCAAAGGUCUGUUUAAAUCCCGACUUGAAAGUAUUCAUAUUUCUGUCUGCCCCUCCCAUAUUAACACAUUUCUUGUCUUUACAGCCGUCACUCUGCAACCAAUUCAGAACACCAAAUACACCACCCGCCUCAACCCGAUCAACCAUACUCCGAUCGUCGCCAUCACCAUUCCUACUCGCGGGAUAUCUUGUUGGACAGGUCGUAUCGAGAAUCUUCCGCCAUGGCAACGGCAACCCUCAUCACACCGGCUGCCCAUUACCAACCUCAACCUCAACCGCCUUUCUCCAGUUAUUCACAACCCAGCUCUGGUGCUGCCAGUAUUGCCAACAUGAUCUCUGAACCUCGAAAACCAGCCGACGAUCAGGAACCCUCAAAUCGCCAGUCGCUGCCCUCAAUCUCGGAGGUCAUCCAGGGCACUAAACCUGGGCCGUAUCCUGUUGCACAUGCGCCAGGUCUGCAGUCAGGUUCAAGUUUGCCAUCGCCCUUCGCACCAGCUCCCCGAUCAUACCCAGAGGCGGAGAAGCGUUCGUCUCCUCAGCCUCUCCACCCGACCUCAUCUUUUCCUCGGCAAGAUGGACCUGCCUUUGCGGACUCUCCUCGUCCUCAUUUCAGCAACCGACCAUCGCUCCCUCCUGUCUCUGACCGUCGCCAGAGUCCUUCAGCCAAAGCUGAUCUACCUCCACACCACCACCAUCCCGAGCAGAAGCUUCCUGAACCUCACCACCCACUCAAUGGUGCCUACGCUCAUCCUCCUCCCCCUCCAGCUCCUGUCGCAUACCAGCCUGGCCAGCUGCCUCCAGGUCAAAUGCCCCUGCCUACGUAUCCUAUUUCCCCUAGACACGGAAUGCCACCACAUAUUCCCGGGUCCUACGACCCUAGAGCGCCUCCUCACAUGGAUGACCCUGAAUAUGCCCGAGCUAGAUACGAAGUCACAGUUGACAGGCACUACGAAAGCUGGAAUUAUCAAGACUCGCUGAGUCGAAUUGGCACCUCGUCUCGUACGAUUUUCAAUUUUGCCGAAGCUUACAGCAGAAUCGCUCAAGAACAGCACGGAGCUCAUCCUAUCCCAGCUCGACUACCCACUGAACGAGAAGUUAGCGAUAUGCUCAGCAAUAUCGAACUUGUCAAGAGAUCACUAGAGCAAGUGCGUGACUUGGUGCAAACUUCGAUCCAGAACGAACGAGCCCGAGAAGGGUCCAAGAUGAAGGGACCUUACGAGGAAGAGCACGAUGUGAACAUGUACGGCGAUGGAAUGAAACCAGCAUAUGGUAUUACAGAAGUUAAAAAGCGUCGCGGUCGUGCUGCUCCCCCUGGACGAUGCCACAGUUGCAAUCGAAUCGACACCCCUGAAUGGCGACGGGGACCGGACGGAGCCCGGACUCUCUGCAACGCCUGCGGGUUGCAUUACGCUAAACUGGAAAGAAAACGCCAACUUGAGCAGAGAUCGAUUCGUCCUAAAGAUGAGGCUCAUCGACAAUGAGGCCUUGGCUUUUUGAUUUUGGCUAUACUACAAAGUGCUCAUGGACACCUGAAGGCAUUGUGGAUAGGUGCUCGGUUGUCCCAUGAAUGACUUCAACACCAGCUCGCAACCCACAUGUCUACACAUACACACUCGCCUCACACAUACACGCAUACGCACACAUCUUCACGUUUAAUAAUACCCGAUCCAACAGAACGACGACUUUGCAUCGUUCUUUGUAUAUACGUUCUUAUAACUGGGAUACCUUGGGCUUUGAGCAGGGACCCAUAGCAUAACAGGCGUUUGUCUAAUUAUGGAUACCAUGUUAAACAUGGUGUAACUUUCGAGUUCAUGGGAGGAGAGAGGCUUGACUUUCUAGACAAAAGAGAUUUCUUUGAACCACGCGACAGUGGAGAAACUACUGGGAUGGGCGGAGGGCAGCGGAGAGCUAUCAUCGCAACAUCAGCAACGGAGGUGUUUGUUGGCCUUGCUCCUACGCAGGAGAUGGGAAUUUUUUUGGGGAUGGGAUUGGUUAUACUGGGAGGAAAACUACAAUGGAUUCACGGCAUGUAUCCAAGCUGAAAGAUUACUUGGCAUGAAGAGGAGUAAAUUGAAGGUAUCAAGGACAUGUUUCUAGUUCUAUCUUGGAAAGCAACGCCAACAAGGCUAGGAGGGGGAGUCUACAGCAGAGGAGAUGUCCGUGGCGGUAAAGGAGAAUUCACAAAGCGAUGAACUACGCCGAACCUGAAAGUGCACACAAUAUCCCUAUGACAGCCUGCGAGUGUGAAUGUAAGUGAGCUUGAGUACAUAUAAAUUUUAAGCAGCCCAAUUAAAGCAGCGGUUGCAGGGACGGAAGCAUUUGCCACUUGGGCAUCGAGACUAUCGAAAGAUUGGCGAAGCUUAAUUAGUCAUUUCUGGAGAUGAGGGACGAUCAUUUGCCUUGGUGGGGUUAGAAGUAUAUGAUCAUAUCUCGGCCUUGCAUAGAUCUACUCCGUACAGUGUCUUGCUUUAUUAGUGUUUAUUAGAGGAAGAAGACGAAGUGGGCGCAUUGCAGGUACAACAAACAGACAGACAGACAGACAGACAGACAGACAGACAGACAGACAAGCCAAGACUACCCAGCCUGUUAGUAUGUACUGAAUCGAAUGUAUGAAGCAGAUUGUUUCCCUACCCAUUUCGAGAUCAUCCAUUCCCCCAUAAGGACUACGAGACGGGAAUAGCGGGUGCCAGCUCAUCUGUACGGGAAGUGACUUUUAAAACAGAAGCCAACAAGACAAUGCGCAUUGGAGGCAUUAGUGAGCAAGUGGUUCGGCAGGCUGAGUUACACAGAACAAUAAGGGGUAGGACAUGGGAGACGAGCACGGGACGGGAGGCUAAUCAAGGCACAGGCGGGAGAUCUGACGAACGGGUAGCUUGCCUGAACUCAUCGGACACGGGAACGUGCGUGCAUGUACAUGUGCUUCUGAGUUGUUGGUGAUGGUGUUGUGCAUGUGAGUUUCUGGAUAGGCUACGUAGUACAAGACAAGACAAUACAGACAAGACAAGAUAAGAC
This is a messenger RNA of Fusarium verticillioides 7600, 4524 nucleotides long. RefSeq lists its product as hypothetical. Gene Ontology annotation, molecular function: zinc ion binding; sequence-specific DNA binding. Gene Ontology annotation, biological process: regulation of DNA-templated transcription. The record is from RefSeq and is a predicted model, not a curated record. NCBI's taxonomy places the organism in Eukaryota, Fungi, Ascomycota, Sordariomycetes, Hypocreales, Nectriaceae. The coding region runs from base 1734 to 2993 and encodes 419 amino acids. The transcript has 3 exons.